Molecule: messenger RNA, 2759 nt
Organism: Plutella xylostella (diamondback moth)
Lineage: Eukaryota; Metazoa; Arthropoda; Insecta; Lepidoptera; Plutellidae
Gene: NGR-A5
Product: neuropeptide receptor A5
Biological process (GO): G protein-coupled receptor signaling pathway; feeding behavior
Cellular component (GO): plasma membrane
Molecular function (GO): orexin receptor activity
Source: RefSeq, a predicted model, not a curated record
CAUGUAUUUCCAACGCAGUCUUUUGGCGGGAACGCGCCGAGACGCUUGUCUAUGAAGCGGCGGGAAACUCGCGCGAACUUUGACAUUCGAAAUUUGAAACUAUUUUCUUUUUAAAAGUGUAGAGCUAACCGUUUUAGUGAAGUGAAGUUCUGUACAGCCAGUAGUAUUUUGCUACUGAUUUAAAGUGUUUUUUUAGUAGAAUCCUCCGUGUUAUUAAUAAUUUUAUGCAAUCAGAGAUUGUAUGUGAAUGUGCGUAUUUAGUUUUCUUUCGUUAUUUGUGUGGGAUUCAGUGUUUAUUGUUUGUGUUUGCAGAUACUUCAGCUAUAUCCUUUAAAAAAGCAGCGACAUCUGAAGUGCAGCAAACACGUCGGUCCUUGAGCAUCGGUGAAAAAACUACCUUAUCCAAAACAUGGGAAAUAUCACAAUCUGGACCAAUACAUGAAUAAAACGCAUCUUACCACAAAAUAUGGAUGUCCACCGAAAAAAAACUAAUUUAAAAACAGCUAUAAUGGUUUUACUAAUAAAUCUAUGCAUCUGCAAUAGCAAAAAAGAAGAAAAUGACGAAUAUAAAACAAAAUAUACAAAUACAAGCUUAAAUUUGAUAAGCGAAUACUUAGAUAGGACUCUAAAUGUAGAUAUAGUUAAAAGAAUUGACAUACAAAGUAUAAACACUAAUAUUAAGAACACAGAUGACAUCAUAAAUAUAGAAAAAUCAAGACAUCUACCAAACCCGGAAGAAAUGAAAUCAGAUAAGAUCGUAGAGCUAAAAAUCAACAGAACUGACACCAUAGAAUACGAAAGACUUGUAGCCAACGGAACAGAAACUUACGAUUUCCUCAAUUUUACCGAAGAGCCUUGUGUUGGCGAGCCAGAGUACUGCAACAUGACACGAGAAGAAUACUUGGAAAUGUUGGACGACUACAUAUUUCCUCAACCCUACGAAUGGGUACUCAUAGGUACUCAUGCAGUGGUAUUCUUCAUAGGGCUUGUGGGAAAUGCUCUGGUAUGCAUAGCGGUGUAUAGGAACCAUGCUAUGAGGACAGUGACGAACUAUUUCAUAGUGAACCUGGCGGUGGCGGAUUUCAUGGUGAUCCUCAUUUGUUUGCCUCCGACGGUGUUGUGGGACGUUACUGAGACAUGGUUCUUUGGGACGGCUAUGUGCAGGAUUGUGCUGUACUUUCAGUCGGUGGCGGUGACGGUGUCAGUGCUGACCUUGACCUUCAUCUCGGUGGACCGCUGGUACGCGAUCUGCUUCCCGCUCAAGUUCAAGUCCACGACGGGGCGCGCCAAGACCGCUAUCCUGAUCAUCUGGCUGCUCUCUUUGCUGUUCAAUGUUCCCGAAUUCGUCGUCCUGCAAGUGCAGAGGAAAAUGGCCCUUCGGUUCGACGUGCAGUACUUCAUGCAGUGCACCUCCACCUGGUCACACGAUAGUGACCUCAAGUGGCACAUCAUAAAGGGGCUUUUCCUUUACACAUUUCCUCUGCUGCUGAUGACGAUAGCGUACUGCCAGAUCGUGCGCGUGCUGUGGCGCUCCGACAACAUCCCCGGACACACCGAGUCGCACAAGCUGUGCACUGGGACCAACAACUGGUUGGCAGCGUCCCGCCGCACGGUGCCGUCAAUCCACGCAAACGCCUCGACCGAGGGCCAGCUGCGCUCGCGCCGUAAGGCCGCCAAGAUGCUGGUGGCCGUGGUGGCCAUGUUCGCCGUGUGCUACUUCCCCGUGCAUCUGCUGUCUGUGCUGAGGUUCGCCUACGACGUGCGACAGAGCGAGGUGAUGACGGCCAUCUCGCUCAUAUCCCACGUGAUGUGCUACGCGAAUUCCGCCGUCAACCCGCUCAUCUACAACUUCAUGAGUGGCAAAUUCCGACGGGAGUUCCACAGAUCCUACUUCAGGUGUCUCUGCUGCUGCUACAGCGCCGACGCUCCAGACCGCAACGGCACUUGUUUCGCCCCAAUCGGGAGCUCCCGAGCCGGCACAACCAGGACCAUUGUCAGACGAAACGACUCCUGUGCGAGCUAUCGCCUCACCCACUUGUCACCUUCCAACCACAACAGCAUCAACAGGGACUACUUUAGGAAUACCAAUACUUCUUUUAUCGACCCCAUGAAUGGUCCCCAAAGACAGAAGGUACGAGACGACGCCAUUAGUGAACCAACAGCUAGGUUCAGUCUGACCACUGAUGUGGGUAAGGAUUGACAAUUAGGACCGAAGAAAGAUAGACAUUUCCCCAAUGAACUUAGAGUUACGGACGGUAUCGAGACCUACAUAGCUAGGAGCACGAAUAGUAUUGAUUGUAAGCCUCAUUAUGAUUGUUUUAAGGACCAUAGUGGCAAGUGCGACCCUCUGAGUAAGAUGAAGGUGAUAGAAGAUAGAGUGAAUGUGAUAGAAGAGAGACACAGUGAUACGUAUGACUACCGAGAUGGGGAGACAGAGUGGAAGGAACUGUUCACGGUUAAAGAUGACAAGAAAAACGGGUUUAAGUUUAGGUUUAAUCGUAGUUUGAACAGCAACUAAAGUUAUGAUAUCAGAUAUAAAAUAAUGAAAAUAUUUAUUAAUAAAGAUAGGUUGUAAAAAUAUUUAAGUCUUUGUAUAACUUGAAGAGUCCAACUGUGCAUUUUCAAUUUAAUGUAGGUAUUUAUGUGUAUCAUGUGUAUGGCCUAGGUUCCUUAAAUGAGUAUUAUUAUCUACUAUCUACUAAAUAGGUAACUACAUAGGUAUAGUGUAAAAUAUGUUAGAAAAUGUAUCAGGCAAAUGA